Apodemus sylvaticus (European woodmouse) is the source of this 2352-nucleotide messenger RNA. RefSeq names its product cyclin G2 (gene Ccng2). Lineage: Eukaryota; Metazoa; Chordata; Mammalia; Rodentia; Muridae. The record is from RefSeq and is a predicted model, not a curated record. Gene Ontology annotation, cellular component: cyclin-dependent protein kinase holoenzyme complex; nucleus; cytoplasm. The coding region runs from base 260 to 1294 and encodes 344 amino acids. Gene Ontology annotation, biological process: mitotic cell cycle phase transition; regulation of cyclin-dependent protein serine/threonine kinase activity. Gene Ontology annotation, molecular function: cyclin-dependent protein serine/threonine kinase regulator activity. The transcript has 8 exons.
GGGGCGUCGCAGGCUCAAAACAAAAACAAGGGGUUUGCUCAGCUCGGGAGGCUGCGGCGGAGCCGGGAGGAGGCGGCGGUGCAGGGCGGGUGCAGCGCCCCGCUGAGGAGCAGGAUGCAGCCGGGGCUGUGAGGCCGGGCGGCGGCGGCGGGGAGGUCGGAUGCGGGUCUCAGGGCACCGCUGAGGAGGCUGGUCCCCGAGCUCGGAGACGGGUCCGGACGCCCCCGCCGCGCCGGUCCGCGACGCCGGGGCCGACACGAUGAAGGAUUUGGGGGCCGAGCACUUGGCAGGUGGCGAAGGGGUUCAGCUUUUCGGAUUGUUGAACUUAUAUCUGGAACAAGAACAGAGAUACCAACCUCGAGAAAAAGGGCUGACCUUGAUGGAGGCUACCCCGGAGAAUGAUAACACUUUGUGUUCAAGACUGAGAAAUGCCAAAGUCGAAGAUUUAAGAAGUUUAACUAACUUUUUUGGAUCUGGCACUGAAACUUUUGUUCUGGCUGUCAAUAUUUUGGAUAGAUUCUUGGCCCUUAUGAAGGUGAAACCGAAACACCUGUCCUGCAUUGGCGUCUGCUGCUUUCUGCUGGCCGCCAGACUGGCAGAAGAAGAAUGUGACGUUCCCCCCACGCACGAUGUGAUCCGGAUCAGUCAGUGCAAAUGCACAGCGUCUGACAUUAAACGCAUGGAGAAAAUCAUCUCAGAGAAACUGCAAUAUGAGCUGGAAGCUACCACUGCCUUAAACUUUCUGCACCUGUACCACGCGAUUGUAUUUUGCCAUACUCCAGAAAGGAAGGAGAUCCUGAGCCUCGAUAAACUCGAAGCUCAGCUGAAAGCUUGCAACUGCCGCCUCGUCUUCUCAAAAGCAAAACCAUCUGUAUUAGCUCUGUGCCUUCUCAAUUUGGAAAUAGAAACGAUAAAAUCUGUUGAGUUGCUGGAAAUUCUCCUGCUUGUUAAAAAACAUUUGAAGAUCAGUGACACUGAAUUCUUUUACUGGAGGGAACUGGUUUCUAAAUGUCUAGCUGAGUAUUCUUCUCCUCAAUGCUGCAAACCUGAUCUGAAGAAGCUGGUUUGGAUUGUUUCGCGGCGUACUGCACAAAACCUCCACAACAGCUACUACAGUGUUCCUGAGCUGCCCACUAUACCAGAGGGUGGCUGCUUUGACGGAAGUGAAAGUGAGGACUCUGGUGAAGACAUGAGUUGUGGCGAGGAAAGUCUGAGCAGUUCCCCUCCCAGUGACCAGGAAUGCACCUUCUUCUUUGACUUCCAAGUGGCUCAGACACUGUGCUUUCCCCCUUAGAGCUCCUGUCUGUGUCAGGGUUAAAGUGUGUGUACCUGUUUCAAAGCAAUACGUGGGGGAGGAGGUAGUUUUCUAGUCUAGCCCCCAUCUAGACAGGAACUUCACAGACUGGAAUACUGACUUUCUAUUUAUUCAGAUCAGAUCUGGCCUAUUUUCAUAUUUAAUCCUAAGCCAUCAAAUGGGUUAGUGCCUCUAAACAGUACUUUAAACAUUGGCACUUUAUUUUCUUGUUGACAUUUAUCUUGGGGAGGAGGAAAGGUGCAGAUACCUUCAUUCCUUUUCAGGACUUUUAAAGAUGAAUGGUGUAGCCUGUCUGAAACUGUAGAGCCUUUAGGUGUCUUUAUUUAACAGACUGGGAGUGUGCAAGGGCUUCCUUAGCAGGGACAGAGCGCGCGAUCCUUUCAUGGUUUAUCUUGGAUUUCCUUCUCCCUUGUUCUCAGAACAGAGACUACAGUACUCUUGAGUGUCAAACACCAAUUCUGUUUUUCUAAUGGUGGUGUAUUGUCUGAUACAGAUCCUAUACAUUAAGAAUUAUAUUGACAUGUCUGUGAAUUUUAGUUCAUAAAUGUCUUGAGCUUUCUGCUGAAGCAGAAGUUGCCACCAAGCUAGGACUGUUAGUUGCAUUCUUAAUACCUAAGUAUUGUCAGACUGUAGUAUUAUUUUAGUGUUACCUAAAAAGUUCAUAAUCUGCUAGCUUUGCAUGCACCUGUGUGAAAGCAGAAGAGGAAAUGGAACAGAACAGGAAAUGGAAUUGAUAAGUGCUGAUUUAGCUCAUCUCACUUUCUUGUAUUAAAAUACCUGCAUGAUUACUUUCUAAUUGUUUUAUAAUUCACAUUUCAUAAUGUAUUGUAUAUGGGUGCCAAGAUGUGAAUAUGAAGUGAAAGCCCUCCAGUGUUUGUAGUGUUAGUUUAAAGCAAUUCUGUGUGGUGAUAUAGCCAUAAGGAUGAAGAUGUGUACACUCUGGACACGGAAGAUUUUGUACAGAGAAUUUUUAACUUUAUAAACCUAUGUGAAAAUGUAAAUCUUUAAAAAUGUACAUAAAAUGCUGUAUUUUUUUA